Molecule: messenger RNA, 684 nt
Organism: Dissoconium aciculare CBS 342.82
Lineage: Eukaryota; Fungi; Ascomycota; Dothideomycetes; Mycosphaerellales; Dissoconiaceae
Product: RPB5 subunit of DNA-directed RNA polymerase
Exons: 2
Coding region: 1-684 (227 amino acids)
Biological process (GO): DNA-templated transcription
Cellular component (GO): RNA polymerase I complex; RNA polymerase II, core complex; RNA polymerase III complex
Molecular function (GO): DNA binding; DNA-directed RNA polymerase activity
Source: RefSeq, a predicted model, not a curated record
AUGUCGGACGAGAAUGCGCGACAACUUUCCCGCCUCUGGCGCAUCAUGAGGACCGUGAAGCAAAUGUGUCAAGACCGAGGCUACGAGCUCACCGACGAAGAAUGCAACAUCAGCCUCGACGACUUCCGACGCGACUACGCCGACGAGCAAGGCGCUCCCCAACGAACGCGAAUGAACUUCACCGCCCGCCCGACCGAACACAUGCUGCGUAAAUACACGCCUCUCCCGCGCGCAGGCCAGCCCGAGCCGGAACCCACGAUCGGCACGAUCCACGUCGAAUUCAGCGAAGAGACGAGCCUGGGCAUCAAAUUCCUGAAGAACUUCGUGCAGCUGCUCAGCGAGAAAAACUACUUCUCGGGUAUCUUCAUCACGCAGGGCGUACCGACGGCCUCGGCAUACAAACUCAUCCCCAGUGUUCUCCCCACGAUCCUGGAGAUUUUCCGGGAGGAUGAGUUGCUGGUGAACAUCAGCAAACAUGACCUCGUGCCCAAACACAUCAUGCUCUCGGCGGAGGAGAAGAAGGGCCUCUUGGAGAGGUAUCGGUUGAAGGAGACGCAGUUGCCGCGGAUUCGCGUGGACGAUCCGAUGGCGAGGUAUUUGGGAUUACGGAGAGGACAGGUGGUAAAGAUCAUCCGGAAGUCGGAGACAGCGGGGAGAUAUGCCAGUUAUCGCUGGGCGAUUUGA